AUGUCGUUUUCCCUCGCGCAAUACUUGUACAGAUCAGACUUCGGUGCUUCAACUCACCUCUCUUCGUUGUGUCAUGUCCUGGCGGCACAUGACAUUUUCAGCAGCCCAGCUUUCUCGCACUUGAAGGAAGAUUGGGAAGCAGUGACAAUCUCUGUCCUCCGUGUUGUAUGCGGUCGUGGCGGUUACCAGAAACAGCGCGUCGGAACAGGGUGGCUUGAGAGAAACGGCGGAUUGACCGACGCAGGAAUUCGAAAUUGCAAAAAGGGAAGAAAUUUUGGCAACUGCACCCCGUCAGUCUCGUGCGCUGACGAACGGUUUUCAAAAAGUUCGGAAAAUUUCCUGCAAGCACGCUGCAGGAAAAGAACUGCAGCCUUGAACGGCAAAUCUCGCAGGCCGCAGACACCGUUGCAGACGGGCGCAUCUGCGUCCAAGCGCUCAGCCUUGUCCGCCACGCAAAGGACGUUGGUGCUCGUUGGUGUUCAGGGAGUGGUCGACGCGCUCAUUGGGUCGUCGGCCAUCAUGCCUCUCGACAUCCAGGACAACGCCAUCGCUGGCCACGCCGAGGCUCAGCGCGACGUCUACGUCGCCGACGUCAAGGCUCACGGUGGCAAGGAAGAGGCUCACCCUGUCGCCCACCUCGAGUCCGGCGUUCGCGUCAAGCCUGACGUCUCGGAUGACGACUUUGUCGCUCCCACCGAAGAGGACCUCGCUACCCUGCGACGUGUCCCCGAGAAGCUUCCCUGGACCACCUACGCCAUCGCCUUCUGCGAGUUGGCCGAGCGUUUCUCCUACUACGGAUGCAUCCAGGUCUUCCAAAACUUCAUCCAGCAGCCGCGCCCCUCCAACAGCCGCGCUGGUGCCGGUGGUGCCGAUAACCAGUCCGGUGCCCUCGGUCAAGGUCAGCAGGCCGCCACUGGCCUGACCACCUUCAACACCUUCUGGGUCUACUGCAUGCCCAUCCUCGGUGCCUAUCUCGCCGAUACUCGCUGGGGCCGUUUCAAGACCAUUUGCAUCGCCGUUUUCAUCGCCAUGGUCGGUCACAUCCUCCUCAUCAUCUCUUCUGUCCCUACCGUUCUCGACAAUUCCAAUGGUGCCAUGGCUUGCUUCGUCAUUGCCAUCAUCGUCAUGGGAGUCGGAACUGGUUGGUUCAAAUCGACGAUCAGCCCUCUCAUCGCCGAACAGGUUAACGGUUCGAAGCAGUCGGUUCAGACGCUCAAGACCGGCGAGCGUGUCAUUGUCGACCCUAUCUUGACCAUCAGCCGAAUCUUCAUGUACUUCUACCUCUUCAUCAACAUUGGUGCGCUUGGUGGUCAGCUCGGCAUGUCCUUCUCGGAGAAGUACGUUGGAUUCUGGCUCGCCUACACUCUGCCCACCAUUGUCUUUGCUCUCUGCAUCCCCGUUCUCGCCUUUGGCAGCAAGUACUACGUCAAGACGCCUCCCUCGGGCUCGGUCCUUUCCGAGUGCCUGCGCCUCUGGGCCUUCGCUACCAAGGGUCGCUGGACGCUUAACCCCAUUAAGCUUGUCAAGAACAUGCGUGCUGACGACUUCUGGGAGAACGCCAAGCCUUCCAAGCAGACCGCCGAGACCAAACCGCGCUGGAUGACCUUCGAUGACGCCUGGGUCGACGAGGUGCGACGUGGAUUCAAGGCCUGCACCGUCUUCCUCUGGUUCCCCCUCUACUGGCUCACCUACAACCAGAUCACCAACAACCUCGUCUCGCAGGCUGCCACCAUGGAGGUUCACGGUCUCCCCAACGAGGUCGUCUCCAACCUGGACCCCUUCGUUCUCGUCAUCCUUAUCCCCAUCUUUGAUCUGUUCCUCUACCCUGCUCUCCGCAAGGCCGGCAUCAACUUCACUCCGCUCAAGAAGAUUGCCCUUGGUUUCUUGACCGGUGCCCUUGCCAUGGUCUGGGCUGCUGUCGUCCAGCACUACAUCUACAAGACCUCGCAGUGCGGCAAGAACGCCUCGACGUGUUACGACAUCAACGGCGACGGAUUCGCCGACCCUGGUGCCGAUGGAUCCGAGGCCACCGCCGUCUACAUCCCCGCUCCACUCAACGUGUGGAUCCAGUCCGGCUCGUACAUCCUCAUCGCCGUCUCUGAAAUCUUGGCCUCGAUCACUGGUCUCGAGUACGCCUUCUCCAAGGCUCCCAAGUCGAUGCGUUCGCUCGUCAUGUCCAUGUUCCUCUUCACCUCGGCCAUCUCUGCCGCCCUUCAGCAGGCCUUCAUCUCGCUCUCGGGCGACCCCAACCUGGUCUGGUCCUACACCGUCUUUGGCUGCCUCGCCUUUGCCGGUUUCAUCGGCUUCUCCAUCUCGUUCAGGAAGCUCGACUCGCAGGAGGACAGCCUCAACCAGCUCGACGCCGGAAAGGUCAACGCUGCCGAGAGCGCCAUUUCGUCCGAGCCUGGUCACGCCGAAAAGUCGCUUGCUCCUUAA
This is a messenger RNA of Pseudozyma hubeiensis SY62, 2436 nucleotides long. Its product is annotated as peptide transporter. The coding region runs from base 1 to 2436 and encodes 811 amino acids. The record is from RefSeq and is a predicted model, not a curated record. NCBI's taxonomy places the organism in Eukaryota, Fungi, Basidiomycota, Ustilaginomycetes, Ustilaginales, Ustilaginaceae. The transcript has 2 exons. Gene Ontology annotation, cellular component: membrane. Gene Ontology annotation, biological process: oligopeptide transport; transmembrane transport. Gene Ontology annotation, molecular function: dipeptide transmembrane transporter activity.